Molecule: messenger RNA, 840 nt
Organism: Opisthocomus hoazin
Lineage: Eukaryota; Metazoa; Chordata; Aves; Opisthocomiformes; Opisthocomidae
Source: RefSeq, a predicted model, not a curated record
AUGUGCGGGGGCUGGGGUUCUGCUCUGCCCGGAGCCGGUCCUGGACCGGGGAGCGUUGUUCGAGGAGCCGGCAGAGCUUCACUCACCGUUCCUUUCUCCCGGCUGCAGCCGGUAUCCACGCCGCCUUCCCCCGUCAGAAGGGGCUUGAUGCGCACGAGCAAAUCCCUUGCAACGCUGAAGUCCCGCAGCUUUGUCCCUCUGGCUCUGUUUCGCCCUAAAGCAGUGCUGGUAACUCGGGGUUUUGCCUCCCCCCCGCUAUCCCUUAAGGCGCAGAGGCUGCUGGUGCACCGGAGACCGCGGAAAUCCUUCUUCGAGACGCUCAUCAGGAGCCUGAUCAUCCUGUGCGUGGCCAUAGCGGUGGUCUUGUCGUCCAUCUCCAUCUGCGACGGCCGCUGGCUCUUCGCGAGGGGGCAGCUCUUCGGACUGUGGCACUUCUGCACCGUUGGCAAUGGCAGCGUCCUCAGGUGCGUCACUGACUUCAGCCUGGCCAACGUGGAGGGGCUGAGCCUGGGGGUGAUUCCCAUCAGGAGCAUGGUGUCCUUCGCCGUUGUGGUCGCCAUAUUUGGCCUGGAGCUCCUGAUGGUGUCCCAAGUCUGCGAGGACGCCAACGCAAGGCGUAAGUGGUCGAUGGGAUCGGUUCUCAUCCUCGGCUCGUUUUUGCUGUCGGCCACCGGGGUUCUGAGCUUCUCCAUCCUCGUGAAGGAUCAUCUCACCUUCAUGGGCUUCACGCUGACGUACUGGUGUGAGUUCGUCGCUGCCUUUCUCUUUUUCCUUAACGGGAUCAGUGGACUUCACAUCAACAGCCUCACGCACCCCAGGAACAGGGUAGGCAAAAUCUAG